UAGCAGAAUUGGCUAAGCCACUGGGUCUAAGUUCCUUUCCCUUUCUCUUCUUUCUAUAUCUUCUGCCUUGGCCUCCGAUUCUUGCCUACCACUUCUGACCUUUCUCUUAUUCCAUUCUUCUUCUUCCUCUUCUUCUUCUCCCUUUCCUUAAGUUUUCUCAUCACCUUUCUCACAUCCAUCUCUUCUCCGAUCGUCAUGUCGUUCAGAGGCCUCCGACGGCAAAACACUUUAUCUGCAAUGGGUGUGAAUGAACACACCAAGAAAACAUUUUCUGAACUGCAAAGAAAGAAAAUGUAUCGGUAUGUAAUCUUUAAGGUUGAUGAAAAGAAACGAGAGGUGGUGGUUGACAAGAUUGGUAGUCCUGCAGAGAGCUAUGAAGAUUUCACUGCUGCUCUGCCCGACAAUGAUUGUCGCUAUGCCGUGUAUGAUUUUGAUUUUGUGACAUCCGACAACUGUCAGAAGAGCAAGAUAUUUUUCAUAGCAUGGUCUCCAGCUAGCUCACGAAUCCGUGCUAAGAUGCUCUAUGCGACAUCUAAAGACAACUUUCGGCACGAGCUCGAUGGCAUCCACUAUGAAAUUCAAGCUACUGACCCUGCAGAGAUGGACCUGGAAGUGAUCAGAGACCGUGCUCAAUGAACAUUAUCAGUUUGUUUAAUUUGUUGUUCCCUUGGGGAUAAGCCAGCUUGUAUUUUGAAUGCUUAUUAAUUGGUUUAUCCCUGCUUCGAUAUGUGUAAAACCGAUCGCUGGAAAAUGAAAACAUUGCACAAAACCGUAAAAUAAACUAACAUCUGCAGAAUGCUGAUAUAUGGUGGAUCGACAUGAUGUUGCUGUCUGGUUGCUAUGACUGCUUCUCAGAUGAAGAUAAGUUUGUAAUAGAAAAAGGCUUAGAAUCUAUCAAACCUUAUUAUCAUUGGAAAUUUGUUCUACGAUGCAUCUGCCUCAA
Benincasa hispida (wax gourd) is the source of this 943-nucleotide messenger RNA. RefSeq names its product actin depolymerizing factor 6 (gene ADF6). Gene Ontology annotation, biological process: actin filament depolymerization. The record is from RefSeq and is a predicted model, not a curated record. Gene Ontology annotation, molecular function: actin binding. Gene Ontology annotation, cellular component: actin cytoskeleton. NCBI's taxonomy places the organism in Eukaryota, Viridiplantae, Streptophyta, Magnoliopsida, Cucurbitales, Cucurbitaceae.